Staurois parvus is the source of this 349-nucleotide messenger RNA. The record is from the annotation of a GenBank genome assembly. NCBI's taxonomy places the organism in Eukaryota, Metazoa, Chordata, Amphibia, Anura, Ranidae.
GCAGGGGUGGACUGACCAUUCGAGCACUCAGGCACUGCCCGAGAGCCCGGGGUCAGAAGGGGGCCCAAUGAGAUGCUCUUGGUACCUUUUUCAUUGGCUUUUUCAUAUUUUUUGGGUGUGGGUGAGGACACAGGGGCCCCAUGAUCCCCUAUUGCCCGGGGGGCCCUUGAGUUGUCAGUCCGCCCGUGAUCUGAAGGUCUCCUUGACGGAGCAUCAGAAGAGUAUAAAUUCUUCAUGCUUUGGGAUUACCACUGCCACAUUAAUGCCCCUGGUACCUUUUUCAUAGUCUUUUUUGAGUUUGGGCAAGGACACAGGGGCCCCAUGUUCCCCUAUUGCCCAGGGGCCCCAU